AUGGCAGGCGCUGGUGAGCGCAAAGGCAAGAAGGAUGAUAAUGGCAUCGGCACUGCCAUUGAUUUUGUGCUCUCCAAUGCCCGGCUGGUGCUGGGUGUGGGUGGAGCAGCCAUGUUGGGCAUUGCCACCCUGGCGGUUAAGCGGAUGUAUGAUCGGGCAAUCAGUGCCCCUACCAGCCCCACCCGCUUGAGCCAUUCCGGGAAGAGGAGCUGGGAAGAGCCAAACUGGAUGGGCUCCCCUCGGCUGUUGAACAAGGACAUGAAGACCGGCCUGAGCCGGUCUUUGCAGACUCUUCCCACAGACUCCUCUGCCUUUGACACAGAUACAUUCUGCCCACCCCGGCCCAAACCAUUGGCCAGGAGGGGCCAGGUAGACUUGAAGAAGUCACGACUCCGCAUGUCCCUGCAGGAGAAACUUCUUUCUUACUACCGGAACCGGGCAGCCAUCCCUGCUGGAGAGCAGGCUCGGGCCAAGCAAGCUGCGGUGGACAUAUGUGCAGAGCUCCGGAGCUUCCUGCGGGCCAAGCUGCCUGAUAUGCCACUUCGGGACAUGUACUUGAGUGGCAGCCUCUAUGAUGAUCUGCAGGUGGUGACAGCUGACCACAUCCAACUCAUUGUCCCCCUUGUGCUGGAGCAGAACCUGUGGUCGUGCAUACCUGGCGAGGACACCAUCAUGAAUGUCCCUGGAUUCUUCCUGGUCCGUCGUGAGAACCCAGAGUAUUUUCCUCGUGGUAGCAGUUAUUGGGACCGCUGUGUUGUAGGUGGCUACCUCUCCCCAAAGACAGUGGCAGACACAUUUGAGAAGGUAGUGGCAGGCUCUAUCAACUGGCCAGCCAUAGGGUCCCUCCUGGACUAUGUGAUCCGACCAGCACCACCCCCAGAGGCCCUGACACUAGAAGUGCAGUAUGAGAGGGACAAACAUCUUGUCAUUGACUUUCUGCCAUCAGUGACCCUUGGUGACACUGUCUUGGUGGCCAGACCACACCGGUUAGCUCAGUAUGACAACCUGUGGCGGCUGAGCUUGCGUCCUGCUGAGACAGCACGCUUACGGGCUUUGGACCAGGCUGACUCGGGCUGCCGAUCUCUGUGCCUCAAAAUCCUCAAGGCCAUAUGCAAGUCCACUCCAGCUCUGGGCCACCUCACUGCCAGCCAGCUAACCAAUGUUAUCCUCCACUUGGCCCAGGAGGAGGCUGACUGGUCUCCAGACAUGCUGGCUGACCGCUUCCUGCAGGCCCUGAGGGGGCUCAUCAGUUACUUGGAGGCUGGAGUCUUGCCCAGUGCCCUGAAUCCCAAGGUGAACCUAUUUGCAGAGCUCACUCCUCAAGAAAUAGACGAACUGGGAUAUACUCUCUACUCCUCGUUGUCUGAGCCGGAGGUGCUGCUCCAGACGUAGGGCAGGUGAAGGCCGGAGUAGGCUUCGGGUGAUGAGACCCAGAGUCUUCGUUAGAAACAUUUGGCUACAGGGUUGCUGCCUCACAGGGUCCCUUGGUGCCUCCUGUUUGCUGGUCCUUGUCCUGUUCACUUCAUGCUGAUGAGAAUGGCGUCCCUUCCGUUUCCCUACCCUCCCUAUUUUUGUUACCAAACACUGUGCUUCCUAUUGCCUCCUUGCUCUAGGCUGAUUUUUCUGCAACAAACAGAAGGUGGAGUGCUGGCCUUAGCUGUUGGCUGUUUUUUUUGUUUGUUUGUUUGUUUUGCCCCAAAUGUCUUGCUCUUCUGUCUGCUCUGCACUGUCUACCCUUUGGCCUCUAUUCUCUGUCCAUCCUUUUCUUGGUCACGCUUGUUUGCUCCUGCCCCUGGAGCAUACUCGCCUAAUGAAGAUGUCACCUGUGGUCUGUCACAGAAGAGCUGAUUGCGUGUUUUCAAGCUGCACUCUGCAGUGAUGAGACAGUAUUUAGAUUCCCAGGGGGAGGCUGGCAAAGAGUCUCUGCCCUGGCAAAUGAGCCUUUGACUCUGGUUCCUGGAAAGCAAGCUCCCUUCUCCUCCCCUCCCCCAAGCAACUCCUGUGCUGACUUUCUCACUUAGGGCUGGUACUGACCCACACAGGAGGAGCUGGUGCAGCUAUUUUAUUGUGCUUUAUGGCUGUCAGUGAGAGCAUCCGCUUCACAGGUAGCACCUCCAAGGAUGCUGGUUUCUUUUAUUGCCUUGCUUUAGCAGUAGAGGUCAAGGGAAGGCAAUAGGUGGCUGAGUGUCAGCUAAAACCCAUGACCAUGUUUUCUUCUUGACAGGUUCUACCUUUCUUAAAUGUUGCCUUAGAGCAAGAAUACACCCAGGACCAAUACCUCCUACCCAACCCUUGUUCUCGACGACCUGAGAGUUUGCUGAAAACUAUAGGUACCUCCACAGGCCAGAGGGGACAUGAACAUGCCAGCCCUUGUCCCUUGCCUGUUUCCUGGGGAGAUUGGUGCUACCUAGGAAGAGGUAGAUAAGACACACAGGAAAGAGUUGGGGCAUCACACGCUGCUGCUAAGAUGGAAAUUUAUGGCCAUGUAAUUGUAUCCUAUGGUGGGGGAAGGGAGGUGUUUGGUAUGUCCUGUCGGUGUAUCUUUUCUUCCGUUCAUGACAAGAGUCAGCCUGGUUCAAAAUCUGUAA
Messenger RNA from Mesocricetus auratus (golden hamster), 2588 nucleotides. It is a transcript of the gene Mief1, whose product is annotated as mitochondrial elongation factor 1. Gene Ontology annotation, cellular component: mitochondrial outer membrane. The record is from RefSeq and is a predicted model, not a curated record. The transcript has 4 exons. Lineage: Eukaryota; Metazoa; Chordata; Mammalia; Rodentia; Cricetidae. The coding region runs from base 1 to 1392 and encodes 463 amino acids. Gene Ontology annotation, biological process: positive regulation of mitochondrial fission; mitochondrion organization.